This is a messenger RNA of Xiphias gladius (swordfish), 5970 nucleotides long. It is a transcript of the gene crtc3, whose product is annotated as CREB regulated transcription coactivator 3. Gene Ontology annotation, biological process: protein homotetramerization; positive regulation of transcription by RNA polymerase II. The coding region runs from base 1208 to 3175 and encodes 655 amino acids. The transcript has 15 exons. NCBI's taxonomy places the organism in Eukaryota, Metazoa, Chordata, Actinopteri, Istiophoriformes, Xiphiidae. Gene Ontology annotation, cellular component: cytoplasm; nucleus. The record is from RefSeq and is a predicted model, not a curated record. Gene Ontology annotation, molecular function: cAMP response element binding protein binding.
CUCCCAGUAGUACGAGGAUAACGAGCCAGCGGAUCCGAGCCGCCGCCGCCGCCGCCGCCAGCCCUGUCAACCGACGGUUAAUAGCCGAAAACACCAGCAGCGGCCGCUCAGAGAGAAUCCCGCCGUAGCGCCGCGGAAGGAACCAGCUUUUUUUUUUUUUUUUCGUCCGCUUUGUUUGUUCGGUUUUCUCUCUUUCUCCAUGGACUCGUCGCGCUGGAGUUUGUCCGAGGUCUCUCUCUGCUGCCCGUGGAUUAACGCAAGACUCGACUCCGAAGCGCUGCGAUAAAAGAGUGAAAUUGUGGAUUGUGCGCCCGCAUCACGUGUGAAUAUUUUGCGUUCUUCUUCUUCUUCUGGUUUUUCUCUUUAUGUGGAGAUCGCUUGUUUCCCAGUCCGCGGGCAACAUAAACUCGAAAUUCAGCUAAGUCCGGACGAGACCAGCGGACACUUGUUGAAAUACAAUUUACCCGAGAAAACGUCUUGGCAAACUGCUCUGAGCUUCGCUGUUGUCAGUAGCGAGAUUUGGCUAACGAGGCUAAACAACUUUCUCCCACACCGGCGAUCAAACUUGUGGCACAGAUUGCUCCUAAUUCGAGCCUGUUAGAUGUCGACCGAGGCCGAGUGUCCGCAAGUUGGUUUAAAAAAGUGCGUUUGUCAAGAUUGUUGAGAUGGCACUGACAGCAGUUUAGCUGACUUAGCUAGCUGCAGCUGUUACUCGGCUUUCCGUUCACCUCCAACGUUAUGUUAGCAAUGACAGCUAACGUUGGGUCAACGUCAGAUUCAAACAAGUGGUUCGCUGGAAGUACGUCAAUAUGAAGUUAUUCUGUGCCAUUGACUUCUUUUAAUCAGCAGGCCACUCUUCUAGAAAGUUAUUAAAAUUAACUUGCAGGCACGGGUAAUUUGCAAAGGCUUUACACACCCCGCUAACUAGGCAUAAGAAGCCAACUUUUAUUAACGGGAGCUUUGACGUUAGCUUAGCUACGUUAGCCACCGUCUCGGCUUACAAUAACACACUCAGCUCUGAAAGUGCAGCCGGUCGAUUUGGACUCUGAAUUAACUUUGGCCAACCGGUGAAUGUGCGCUAUGCUUUCACAACUCCGAUGGGUUCGCCGCAACGCAGACUGAGAGACUCCGAGAAAUAGACUCCCGGCACCUUCCUUCCACUUUUGGCCCCCCGAGUAGCUGAAGUUGUAAAACUGCGGCCCGCACCAUGUCCGGCUCCCCGGGCACAGGUGGCUCAAACCCCAGGAAGUUCAGCGAAAAGAUAGCGCUGCACAACCAGAAGCAAGCAGAGGAGACGCGGGCCUUUGAACAGCUGAUGACGGACCUCACCGUUUCAAGGGUGCAGUUUCAGAAAAUCCAGCAGCUUCGUUUGUCUCAGCCACGGGUGCAGUACUACGGAGGCUCUCUGCCCAACGUCAAUCAGAUUGGCAACACCAACACUGAAUUUCAGGGUGGCUUCCCUUCAGGAUUGGACUCGGUCAGAGGGACCCGCCACCAUGGGCUGGUCGAGAGGGUCCAUAGGGACCGCAACCGUAUCAACUCUCCCCAUCGCCGACCCAUCGACAAACACGGACGGCAGAUAGAGAGCUCUCCGUAUGGAGCGGUGUACCUGUCCCCACCUCCGGACAAUAACUGGAGAAGGGAACAGCAGCCAUGGACUGAGGAAAAACGGCCUGGGUUUAGAUUAAUAUCACAACUCAACAGAACCAAUUCAGACUCUGCUCUCCAUACGAGCGCUAUGAACCCAAACCCUCAGGACCCCUUUGGCAUGAACCAGCAGAUGGGUCGAUGUCCCCCACAGCGUAAUGGCUGGCAUGCAGCGAGUGUAAAUGAGGCAGAGGUAGAUGGCUCUGGAGACGUCUUCUCCUUCCCCACCCUGCCUAAUGAGGAGACUCUAAUAGGUGUCAGCAAGCCCCUUCCAAAACAGCUGUGGGAGGCCAAGAAGGUCCAGUCUCUGGCAUCAAGGCCUAAAUCCUGUGAAGUGCCUGGAAUCAAUAUAUUCCCAUCUCCUGAGCAGAACCCUGGUCUGUCCCACUACCAGGGCUCAUUAAAUACAGGCGGCUCCCUCCCCGACCUCAGCAACCUGCACUUCCCCUCCCCACUCUCCACCCCGCUGGACCCUGAGGACAACGGAGGGUAUCCCAACCUCAGUGGAGGCAGCAGCACUGGAAACCUGCCAGCCGCCAUGAUGCAUUUAGGCAUCAGCAACUCACAGGGACUCUCCUCCUCUCUGAGCAAUCCCUCAAUUCAGGCAUCCCUCAACAACUGCCAGCUGCAGUCGUCGCUCAGCAAUCCCUCCAUCAACUCGUCCCUGCGUCUGUCCAGCAACUCUCCCCGGCGGCGGCCUGCUCCCAUCAGCCCCCUCACCCUGUCUCCCGGCGCUGACCAGCGCAGGGGUCUGGCGAAGCAGCUCUCCCCCACCAUGUCCCCUUCGCUGUCCCCCAUCACACAGGGAGUUGCUUUGGAUACCAGCAACAUGCCAAGGGAGCCGCCCCCACCCUACCCACUCUACCAACAAUCCCAGCAUGUAGUGGACCAAGGCCGACAACGCCAGCAGCAACACCAGCAGCAACACCAGCAGCAGCAGCAGCAGCAGUCACAACAACAACAACAGCAACAGCAGCCUGUCUCCCCUCUUCAGAGCAUCCCACUGGACUUCAACACAAGCCAACACAACAAUAUGGCAACACUCUUCAGCGACCCUUUCAUGGAGCCCCAGUUCUCCAGUCGCCAGAGCAAGAACCUCCCCUAUCAGUUGGACCAGUUCAGUCUGUUGGAAAACGCGCUGAGCUCCACAAUGAGGGGUUCUUGCUUCGACCCUUCCUCCUCUUCCUCCUUGCUCUACCACUCCCAGGCUGCCCUCACGGGACUGAGCGGCAGCCAUGGCAGCCUGCAGGACCAGAUGCACAUGAGGUCCAACAUGCUGUACUCCAACUGCAGCGGAGGACUACCCAACAUCAUACUCACUGAUGACUCCAACCCCAGUCUGUCAAAGGACAUAAGCAGUGCACUCUCCACGGUGCCUGAAUGCUUUGACUCAGAGGGAGGCUUCCCGUUGGAGGAUGAGCUGCGCAUCGAGCCCCUCAGCCUGGAUGGUCUGAGCAUGCUCAGUGAUCCCGACAUGGUGCUACCGGACCCAUCGGUGGAGGAUACCUUCCGCAGUGACAGACUCUGAAUGUGAAGAGCGUCACAGGUUUUCAAGAAAAGAACACACACACAUGGACUUGCAGUGUAUGGAGUGUACAAAUCUGAAUAUGCAUGCUAACAAUCUCUGUAGGGCCACUGUGCAUGCAUCCACUGCCACUAAAAUUCAUCAAAUGUGAAAGACCUUACGUACCCUUUUUAAAGCGGAGACUUGUGAACAAACACUGUUUACGCCUGCUUCAUGCAAAGUUACCCGCACACAUGCUCGAGCUUGUAUUUCUCAUUUGUUAUUUUAAAUGAGGUGGAGCGACGCAGUUUAGGGUUCAAAAUCAGCACUGGAAGCAGAAGCGGGUCCAGCUCUGAGACUCUGCGUCUACCCCUCGAACCAAAACGCGUGAGACGAUACGGCGAGGAGCCCAAGUCCUCCCGCUUCCUUUCUCUCAUCACCAGCUACCAGCCCCCCUGAAGCCAUGGCAACCUCGUCGCCAUGGAGACACACCAUAGCAACCCCAUCGCAGCGCCGAAGAGCAGCACAAAUGCCAACGCACGAUUUGCUUUUCUUGCGGCUCCGAUAUAUGAGUGAACGGGAGCCCGGAGCUGCGCUGCAGACGUGUCUUUGGUGAAACAUCUGGCAGCCUAGUUCUCUUCAGGUGAAGUAAAAUCCAGCUGUGCCGUGGCUGCUUUAGGCUCCCAAACCAUCAUGGUAGAAAUGAAGACUAGAGGAAUUGGAGGUUUUGUUUUUAAAUGUGUUUCUUUGGUAUCAGAUUAUUUUUAAAAUGUUUGUCACAGAUUUAUUAAGUAAGUACAUUAUACUGUACAUGUAUACAUGCACAGAAUCUUCAAGCCUCAGUUUCAGUCAGAUCAGAAUGUGUUUUCAAACCAAGACAAAAAGGGCAAACUGUUUACAAAGAUGAGAUUUUAAUAAGUAAAUAUUACUAAAGAGUAUAGAUUUUUUUUUUGAAUUUCUAAUUAAGAAAUACAAUUCUAAGAUGUAUUGAAUAAAUGCUAUAUUUUUCCGUGCGACCUGGAUGGAUCCCUUCUCCUCUGUCACGGAUGAGUCGGCUGUGAUUUCCUCUUGCAGAACUUUGACAGCACUGGGACAGUGUCAAAAUCCACUUUAAGAAAGGAACUUCACAUUUUUGACAUGUUUUUUGUUUUUAAAAAUACUUCUAUGUACAUUCACUGCAUAUGUUUUAUUUUACAUUUUGUACCGACUUGUAUUGGCGCUUGAACUGUACUUUAAAUCUUGUUGUGAAUAAGGGCAUGCGCUGUGCUACUGUGGAUCGAUUAAGUCCCAAAUACCUGUUUGCAUCCAGCUUUCUGUCCUUGUGUUACGGCAGUACAGUAAACACCCCCACCCCCACCCCCACCCCCCCGUGGCUGAACAGUCAAAGUGACUCAAAGCAGACUGUAACCGCGUGGACAUCGGACAUCAUGUAACAUUGCACUUAACCUUUUUUUUGCACUAAUUGGUUCGCAUUGUGUAGACUAAUAUUUUUACACCAGGAAAGAAUGUUAUUUUUUCACCUGAUGAUAACCCAAAGAAGUCGAAUGAAGCCAUUAAAGAGAAAAAUGAGACUCGAUGUGACUAAAUAUUUAUAGUCAUCGCGCAUACACGCAUUUCAAAACACCAGCAACAGGUGUUUAAUUUUGUGCUGAUGUGAGAAAAUUAAUGACCUUUUAUUUUCUUGGCUUUGACCACGUGGUCCUGCAGUAAUAGGUUUUUUUUAAAGAACUCUCAUUUACAGUUGAUUAUUUAAAAACUGGACCAUUCAGGGCAUAGAGUGCCCCCUAGUGUUUGUUUUAAUAAAGUCAAAGAGCUAUUUUUAAUAUUUCUUGUGAAAAGGAUUUGGAGCGAUCUUCUGGCUUUGCUCCUAUAGCUAUGCAACUUUUAUCAAUUGAUGAGCGACACCUGUUGAACAGGUGCAGCUUGUACAUUAUGCUUGUAACGUGGCUUACAAGUUCAUUUUGUUACGUACACAAUGUGCGGGAUCAAAUUUGCUUGAAAUCACAAUAUUACAUGUGUCCAGUGUCCACGGCGCAUGUUGAUUCUCAAUCACUUAGAAGAGCGUGUGCGUCUGCAUUCAGCUGUUCUACAGUCGGAGAACCAGAGCAACAUUUGGGAUUCGGCACCGUUUGUGUGUUUUCGUUCUUUUCUUUCAUUAACUUUUCAGUCAGAAGGUGUCAUACCUGCACUGCGUGGACUGUGGGGUCUCUCUGUGAGUGUGUUUUAAAGAGAUUCAAUGUGAUUAUCUGUCAAAUACAAAAUUUAGAGGGUUGUUGGGGUCAUGAGGUUGUUUUAUAAGAGUUUAUAUUCACUUUCAGCUGUUAAACAUUUUUAUCUCCUCUGUCGCUGACUCUGUAAGACGGUGGGUGAGCGAUGGAGCCACUUUGCAGUUAAAUUUUCCCUGCUCUUUCUCUGUCCCAGCCUGUUUCCUGCUGUCUACACGCCUGCCUUCUGCUGCCUUACUUUUGUUGUAUUUUGACUCUUCAUAUUCCAGCAGUAACCUGUAUGAGCUUGUAAUCACUUCCCUUUAGCUCUAGCUCUGUUUGGUACUAACUGCCCGUGGUUGUUUUCUGUCACCUAGUCUCACUGUUUCAUUUGUUUUUGUUUUGUUUUGGUGUCUUACUUUUUUUAGUUGCAUAUUAAAAUGUACAGUUCUGUUAUUUAAAGAAUGUUUAUGUCCACUAGUGUUACUACUUUUAUUUUUGUUUUGUUUUUGUUUUGUAAUGGCAGUUUUUGUCACCCAUGACAUAAAAUUUUCUUAGUUUGUAACGUAUGUUAUAGUGCUUAUCUUUCUGAUUUAAUAUAAACAAUAAAACUCU